Molecule: messenger RNA, 732 nt
Organism: Aureobasidium melanogenum CBS 110374
Lineage: Eukaryota; Fungi; Ascomycota; Dothideomycetes; Dothideales; Saccotheciaceae
Product: Cloroperoxidase
Exons: 2
Coding region: 1-732 (243 amino acids)
Molecular function (GO): peroxidase activity
Source: RefSeq, a predicted model, not a curated record
AUGUAUCUUGGACUCACAGAUCUCGCCAAAGGCCUUCUUGGUGGUAGUGUCUCGGCAGGAAACACCAAUGGACUCACCAACUCGAAAGGUGGUGACCAUUACUACACAAGAGGCGACAUCACCGAACGUGGCCCUUGUCCAGGCUUGAAUGCCCUAGCGAACCAAGGUUAUCUUCCGCGUAAUGGCAGAAACAUUACUCUGCCUCAAGUCGAAGAAGCUCUGAUGGCAGCCCUGCACAUGGACAAGGCUCUGGCAACAGCCAUAACGAACCCUCUUCGACAGCUCCUUCGCAAAGACGGGACCUUUGACUUGGUCUUUAUGCGCCAGCAUAAUGCCAUCGAACACGAUGCCUCCUUCACCCGCUUGGACUUCCGCGACGGCGACAACUACAACUUCCAACCGAUGCUCUUCCGCAAAAUGCUCGAUGAUGCUAAUGGCGGUCCCGUCACCGUCAGCAGUCUUGCCCGCACAUAUGUGAGAAGGAACAAAGAGAGCAGAGAUGCAGGUGCCCCUGCUUUACCUUGGAGCCUCUGGUUUGUGAAUCUCUUGCAGAGUGUGAGUCUGAUGAACACAGCAAAGAUGAAUGGAGAGUUGAGCAGAGAAGUGAUGACGACGUUCUACGAGGAGGAGAGGUUUCCAGAGGAGAUUUUGGAAAAUGGGGAGACCAGGACUUUAGUCGGGUUGCUAGGAUACGCGAUGUCUUUGCUGUUUUGUAUCGUGUUCAGGAUCUGA